Limanda limanda (common dab) is the source of this 6994-nucleotide messenger RNA. RefSeq names its product fibronectin leucine rich transmembrane protein 2 (gene flrt2). The transcript is spliced from 2 exons. Lineage: Eukaryota; Metazoa; Chordata; Actinopteri; Pleuronectiformes; Pleuronectidae. Bases 750 to 2732 code for a protein of 660 amino acids. Gene Ontology annotation, molecular function: protein binding. The record is from RefSeq and is a predicted model, not a curated record.
UGAGCCCAUCUAAGAAAACAACUCGCAGGGAGUCCGUGCUCUGCGGAUCUGCGCUGCGUAAAAAUCCGGCACCAAGUUUACGCGCCCGAGGAGCGGAGGAGGAGCGCAGCGCCCGGACGCAGCUGUGGCCGUCAUGGCCCCCGGCGGAUCCGGCUCAGGCGGCGGACACCUCGGCCAGUGCGGAGCGGGAGAAGUGGACGCUGCGAUCGCCCUGCCGCCGCUUCGCUUGCUGCUGCUGCUGCUGCUGCAGACAGUGUUGAGCUGAAGGCAAGGCAAGCGGCUCCCGUGCGCCGUGUGGAGCUUUUUGGGGCAAGUCUCUGGAUCCAAAUGUCACCCCCCUUGGACUCUGCCCCAGUUGGGGACCAGCAGUGUGUGACGGACAGGCAAGUGGGGCCUGUGUUGGCUCUCUUCUGCGUGGCUUCAAAUUGGCCCUGGCUGAGCUCUGCAUGGAUGAACGAGUGAAGAGUCCUGCUAUGGUCUGAUGUCUCAGCAUGGAUGGAGUCAGUCAGAGGACUGGCCACCACUAAUGAGACCAUCGCUCUUCGGCUGAGGACUAGCAUUUACAGGAUUACUCCCACGGUUUCCUGCUCUUUUCCCAGCUAACUGCAUCAUUAUUUAACUCUCCUCAUUGGACUUUUUCCUGAGCCUAGUUUUCAGUGGAUAUAUAUAUAUAUAUAUACGUCAUUGCUUUUUUUCCCCCCACCCAGUUCUUUUUAUUGUUGUUUCCAUCUUCCCAUUUUUUUUCCACUAUGGAGUUUCUGGCUGGACCCUGGAAUAAAGAUUGGGCUUCAUUCUUGCAGUUUUGGUUGACUGUCAUACUAAGCCUCCAAAUGCAAUUCAGCCCAGUGGCCUCUUGCCCGGAGGAGUGUCGCUGUGACAAGUUGUUUGUGUACUGCAAUGAACGCAGCCUGACAUCAGUGCCUCUUGGGAUAGAGGAGGGCUACACGGUCCUCUACCUACAUAACAACCAGAUCAACAGUGCUGGCUUCCCUAUCGAACUUCACAAUCUGGCCUCUGUGGAGACCGUCUAUCUCUACGGCAACCAGCUGGACGAGUUUCCCAUCAAUUUGCCCAAAAACACCAAGAUCUUGCACCUCCAGGAGAACAAUAUCCAAACGAUUUCCAAGGCAGCCCUGGCUCAGCUAACUAAAUUAGAGGAGCUGCACCUUGAUGAUAACUCCAUCUCCACAGUGGGGGUGGAAGAAGGCGCCUUUAGGGAGGCAUUGAGCCUCAAACUCCUCUUCCUCACCAAGAACCACUUAAGCAGCGUUCCCAUUGGCCUUCCCGAGGACCUGAAGGAGCUGCGGUUGGAUGAGAACCGCAUCGCUGUCAUCGCAGAGGAGGCCUUCCAGAAUGUGACGCGCCUGCAGCGCCUCCUGCUGGAUGGGAACCUGUUGACGGAUGAGGGCAUUGCGCCAGGGACCUUCCAGGAGCUAGCCAACCUCCGCGAGCUGGCUCUGGCCCGCAAUUCACUCACUUUCCCCCCUCCCCUCCUACCCAGCCAGGCACUGGUCAAACUAAGCCUGCAGGAGAACCAGAUCAACCAGAUCCCUGUUGCAGCGUUCGCUGACCUAAACAGGCUGGAAAAACUGGAUGUCUCCAGCAACCAGCUCCAGACUCUAACGCAGGGUGUGUUUGACGGCCUGUCAAGCCUAAGGCAUCUCAUAGUUCGCAAUAACCCCUGGCACUGUGACUGUGCAGUGAAGUGGGUGGUGGUGUGGCUCAAGUCUCUGCCCACCGCCAUCAACGCCCGGGGGUUCGUGUGCCUGAGUCCAGACCAGGUGCGUGGCAUGGCAAUCAGAGAGCUCACGCUGGAUAUUAUCGAGUGCCCAGUUGAACCCGAUCAGCCACCCUGGCCCACACUCCGCUCUACACCCCCGCCCCCACCCACCACCGCCCCUAUCACCACCAUGAUCUCCAAUGUCAUCACAACAUCCGUCCCUUACUACCUGGACUCACCCUCCCCACCCUUACCCCCAAUCCAUAUUAACCCUCCUGGCCCUCUUCCUCCGUAUGAGGACCCGCUUCAGAUCUCCUUCAAUGUGGUCAACGCCACCAAUAUUGAGGUGAGCUGGGAUUCCUAUUUCACUGUCACAGGCUACAAGGUCACUUGGGUCAAAAGGGGCCAAACCCAACUAAACGAAGGAAUGCGGGAACAGACAGUGAGUGGGGGCCGGCGGCAUAUUAGCCUCCUUGACCUGGAGCCCCGGUCUGUGUAUCGGAUCUGUGUACACGUGCUGGACACCCUUAACUCCUACAGGCCUGGAGAGGAUACUAUAUGCUCCGAGGCCAGGACCAAGUCUGCUUUGUCAACUAAGAUUCCCGGUAGAGACCAAGCUCCUCAGGAGAGCAUCAAUUCAACUCUGCUAAUGGCUGGGAUCAUAGGUGGGGCGGUUCUUAUCAUCCUGGUAACGCUGCUCAGUCUGUUCUGCUGGCACAUGCACAAGAAGAGCCGGUCAGCUUCGACCAAGUGGAAAUACAACCGCGGCAGGAGAAAAGACGACUACUGCGAGGCAGGAACCAAGAAGGAUAACUCCAUUCUGGAGAUGACUGAGACCAGUUUUCAGAUAGUGGCGCUGAACAAUGAGCAGCUUCUCAAGGGAGAUUUCCGCAUUCAACCCAUCUACACGCCCAAUGGGGGCAUUGGAUUUAGAGAGUGUCACCUCAGUAACAACAGUAUAGUCUACUGCAAGAGCAGCAACGUGCCCAGUACAGAGUUCUGCCAAACGUGAUGCAGCAGCAAACCGUACAGAGGCAUUCACACAUGCAUACACACACACAAGAAACACUUCACGAUACAUGCAUAAAUACACACACAUACACUGUUUGUGUAGACAACAAAAAACAUAAAAAACCUAGUGAAAUAUAACUGUACUAUAUAUAUUUCCAAGUUCUGUCUACAAUGUAAUUUAUACUGUGGAUAAUAAUGUUGGAUUCUCUGCUAUCUUUUUUAUUCUUAGAAAAGAGAUACAAGUGUUUCUUUUUUUUUAUAAUCAGCAGGGUUUUGAAAGUUGUUUUAAUGGUCAGUACUGUACAUGAACAUGGAAUUUGUACAAUCACGGCACCCUGGGUGUAGCUUCUGACAAACGCUGUCGGCCUUGGAAAUGUUGGGGCGCUUCGAGGGCUGGGAUCCUUUGCUAACCACAGAAGCAAAAAACAUGGCCUUUUUACGCUUUGACACAGUGAAAACACUCCCCAGUACAACAGAGCAGUAGUAAAGACAACACAGCACAGGGGAAAUCCAAACACUGCUGAUUAGAGCGCUGUGGAAAUAAAGCACUGGUUCAUAGGUGGCAUGUUGUAAAAAAAGAAUUGAAGUGCACUUUUCUUAUUAGCGGAAGCACGGCAGGAAAUGAGCAGUGGUGGGGAUCACAUGGAAGGGACUGUGGCUGCUUGUGCUAGGGAGAAUGUCACCGGUGCUGUUAGAAAGCCUGCUUUGAGAUUUCCCUAAAGUACCCUCACACCAAAAGUAUCUUUGUUCGGUCGUUUUACAGCCGAACAAAGGUGCGCUUAGUUAAGGGAUGCGUUUGGAAAAAACUCUGGGAAAGAGCACAUUUUCAGUUUUUUCUGGGGAGGACGUGCAAUUAUUAACAUGAGCUUAAAAAGCAACAAAAGGAUUUUUGUCCCUAAUGAGGUGCAUGGAUGUGCUGAGACAUCCAGAGCCCUUUUGAAGAAAUUCGCUCAUUUGUUCUGCUUCUUUUCUUUUUUUUUUAUGCAUUUUUCCUGUGUUUGGGCAAGUGAGGCCACAAGGGGGCAGUUUCUCUCAUCGUCAUGUGUGGGACAGAGGAACAGAGGGCGAGACAGAGGGAUCACUUUACCUCCGCCAUUCCCUUUUGAGUCCAUUACACAGACAGCAUUACUCAUGGUCAAGCGGCAUUGUUUGGAGUACUAUUGCUCAUCGAGCUACUUAAUGAUGUGGAAACAUUAAAAACUAACAGCGUUUUCUGUGUUUGGUGGCUAAAUAAUAUGGAUUUUCACCGCUGUGGUCUAUCAGGAGGGUGUGUGUGUGUGUGUGCAUGGAGUGUGUGAUGAAUUUACAGAGGACAAACACAUAAUGCUAAUUAAACACCCACUUAUUUCAGCCUUGUCUCAGCGUUCAUUAGGCUUUUUGAUAAAUUAGGAAAUUACAGCAAUGAGAUCGCACUCCACCCAUAAUCCUCGCGGUGCACAGUGGUGACUGAGCAGCUCAUCUCGCCUCCCAUCAUUUAUCCUUUUGUCUCCCCCGACGAUGAGACUGUCUCCUUCAUUUAUGGUUUGCACACCUGAACAAUGCACAAGCUCACCUCCCUACAUUAGUUCCCGCCAUGACGAUCCUCAACCCCUGUUUCCCCCCUGGCUUCCUGUGUCUUCCCGUCCCUGGUCUGUCUCGCUGUCCCCCUGUCCGUCUCCGCACCUCUGAUCCCUGCGGGAGCUCAACUAAAAGAGUUUUCCCUUCCCCUCAGCUCAUGGGAGGUGGAGGAAGCUCUUUGCAUGUGAGGUGCCACUGAGAGGUCUUCAUUAUGCACUCCUUAAGGAGACUUUAUUUGAUUUGACAAGAUUUUUAUUUUGAGGGGCCAAGCUUACAGAAUUCCCAGCGCCGACCCCGUCGCUCACCCCCCCCCCUCCCCUGCUCAUAAUCCUCGACCAAAAAAGGGAGAAAAAUAUGUAGACCUUAUUUUCACUUGGCUGCGUGGAGCUCACACUGGGAGAGCGAGUGUGUUAACUCUUUGUGAGGCUGCUUGAACUGAAUGACUGCAAACUAGGCCAAACAAUUUACAGUGAAAUGAUUUUUAAGGGCUUGUAUUCGAGUUACUCCUGAGUGCGGAGAUUAUCUCUGAGAGGAUUUACCUCAGAGGUCAGAACAUCUCAAAAGUAACUGCACUUACUGUAGCUUCAGCAAUAGCUCCGACCACGACUUUAAUUUGAAGUGGUCCACAGUUAAAUUUUGAUCAAGCAAACCGAUAUUCAUGACCACAGCUAAUUAAUGAAACGAUCUAUAUUCACAUUAUGCUGUUGUGUCCUAGAGUCUUAUUUGUAUUGACACAUAUUCUAUUUAUUGGGGGUUUCAUCUCUGUAACAUUUAUUUUAGGCAAUUGGCAACAGCUUGAAAAAAACAAAUCUAUUUAUUGAGAAAAAAUUAAAGAAGAAGGUUAACAGAAGUUCAACUAAUCUCAUGUCUGUAUGCUAAAUUUGAAGCUACCACUCCAAGCCAUUCGUCUUAGCUUAGCAUAAAGACUGGAAACAGGAGGAAACAGCGAGCCUGGCUCUUUCUUGCCAUGAAACCACAUCGUGUCAGUUUUCUACAUUUGUGUUUGCACCCAUUAAACAAAAAAGAUAGAUUGUGUUAAUCUGUGAGCUUUAAAAUUGAUGGAAGGCAGAUUAAAUUUUUUUUACCUUUGGAGAGACAGGUUCAUAUUUGCCUUACAGACAUGAAAGUGGGUUCAAUUUUCUCUGUCCAGGGAAUCGGUGAAGCAAAUUGUUCUUUUAAGUGGGAACAUUUAAAUAAACGGAAUUAUAGAGGAAUGAAUUUAAUGUUAAUAAUGAUCUCAUUCCCCUGGCAAAUUACAUACACUUUAAAGGCUAAAACGUUUAGCAUGAAUACAUUUUAAUACAAAACUUGUGCAGAUGUUUUUAUUUUCAUGUCGGGUUUACUGUUACUGUGAUCUUCUGUGGUUACCAAAGCAUCUCCACUUUUAAUUUACUCCUUUUCUACUAAUGUCCACAUAUCAGCACACUCUGGCCUGCGUGUUAAUUUACCCUGCUUAUCAAUCAUGAAGCUAACUAGCUGAGCACCUAACCCACCAACGGUUCACCAGCUGACCAUAACCCCCACGCCGAGACACAUUUACACAAGAUAUGGUUUCGAUUGUUUUUUUCCUUUGAAGAUUAAAGCCCUCUCUCUCUCGAGUCACAUGCUGACAUGUCAGGUCAAACUAUUGCACCAUAUGUUAUCUCCCACCAUGUCUGUGAAUGUGUAACGGAGACAGAUAUUUGCCUUACCUUUUAUGCAGGACUGAAUGAUUAGCUCGAGAGAGUUUUGAGUAGGAGGAGGGGAAAGGAGCGAGGAAAGAGAGAAAAAAGAUGAGACACAAAGAGACGGCAGAACAGAAAGCACAUUUCUCCAACAGAUUGCAGCCACGGUGGCAACAAUAACAGUAUUAACAAGGAGAACAACACUAAACAUGACAUCGAGUAGCUAACGAGAGACUGUUCAUCCAUAGUGCCAGACCUUAAGCGGUGCAUGGAUAAUGAUUCAACCGGGACCGGGAAGGAGCAUGGUGUUUGCGUCGCAGCGUACAUUACUCUUAAUUUUCUACUUGCUUGAUGAAAGAACGCGACAGCAGUGCCGUGACCAAUGGAAUUACACAAAAUGUAUUAAGGGUCUGCAAGCGUCGGUUUAUUACUGUUUCAGGGUGCCGAGAAGUAAUUUCCCUUAAAGCUCAUUGAUUCACGUUGAAAUAAUUAUGUUCAAUCACCGAGAGGUCAGUUCAGACUAAACACACGAGAGGCUGCAACUGAAUACGUUUUUAAGUCAUCUUUUUCUUCCUAUAGGCAAAACCCUUCACUGCAAAUAGCGAUUAUAGCCAGUGACAUUCAUUCAAGGAUUUUUGCAUGUACUGUAUUUAGCUUCGUAGCCUUUCAUUUUGUCAUACCAGGUUUUGAACUUUAAAGUUUGUUGUUUUUUUUGUGUUUUUUCCAAGCAAUCACCCAGCGGUGGUUGAGAUACAGUAUGAGCUGGAACUUUACAGUGCAUGUAAAACAGCUGGGUCGGGACACUGCCGUUCUGGCUUCUCAUCGAGACGAUCGCAGUGUUAACGUUAGCCAUCCACACGAGACGUUUUCUUAGGAACCAAAGUUAAAUUUCUGUUCUCAUGACGAAAUAUUGAUGUUGUUCCAUGUAUGUGCCUUGAGGUUGAACUUACAAUGUAAAGUCCUUGAAACCUUUAAAUGUUUUUGCACAAACUGUAAAUACUUAAGUGAAGCUUUUUGAAAAUAAAAAAGCCAUUGGAUUUGA